This is a messenger RNA of Bolinopsis microptera, 3078 nucleotides long. Its product is annotated as A disintegrin and metalloproteinase with thrombospondin motifs adt-1-like. NCBI's taxonomy places the organism in Eukaryota, Metazoa, Ctenophora, Tentaculata, Lobata, Bolinopsidae. The coding region runs from base 45 to 3002 and encodes 985 amino acids. The record is from RefSeq and is a predicted model, not a curated record. The transcript is spliced from 4 exons.
CGGUAAAACGGGCCGGCCGGGAAUUUUUCUAAUUUGGUUCUACGAUGACAUCUGAGAUAGAUCGAGUUAAAUUGUAUCUGAUGCUGGCGUGUUUUGGUGUUUUUGUUGCAACAGUUUCUUCUGGAAGAAGGUCGUGCAGCCAGAGAAAGGUGACUGUCACAGUUCAGACUUUUUAUGAGAAAUGUGUUGAAAAAGGUUAUAAAUCCAAGUUAGGGUGCAGUUCCAAUUCAAUACAGAAGAGCAAAGUUCCAAAAAGAAGUUGCAAGAAAAUGGAAUCACGAUUAAGAAAAUGCAAAUUUUCUUGUCCGAAAGGUUCCGACGAAAAAGGUUUCGUGAAUAAAAAAGCUACUAAGAAAAACUGCACGAACAAAAACCGCAUGAAGAAAAACCGAGCGCCGAAAUUAUCUAUAGCCAGAAACUUCGAGUUUGAAAUCCGUCCGGUAAAUGGAGAAUGGUCUGGAUUUGGAAGUUGGUCUUCCUGUUCGGAUACAUGCGGCGGAGGAACUAAGACCAGAAACAGGACUUGUACAAAUCCGAUACCAGCUUUCGGCGGAAGAAACUGCGUUGGACAUGAUUCACAAACUCAGGACUGUAAAACCACUCCAUGUUCAUUAAAUGGAGGCUGGAGUGGCUUUGGAAGUUGGUCUGCAUGCUCAAAAGAAUGUGAUGUAGGAAAACAAAUUAGAACUAGAAACUGCACAAACCCUAUCCCGGCUUAUGGGGGUGAACACUGUUUUGGAUCCAGUUCAGAAAACCAACCAUGUAAUAGCAACCCGUGCCCAGUUGAUGGGGGCUGGUCGGAGUUUGGAAGUUGGUUCAACUGUUCAGAGUCAUGUGGAGGAGGAUCUCAGAACAGAUCAAGAACUUGUACAAAUCCGAUACCGGCACAUAAGGGAAGAAACUGCGUCGGAACUGCUACACAAAUCAAAACUUGCAACAACAGACCUUGCUCGAUCGAUGGCGAAUGGGCUGAAUUUGGGAGUUGGUCCAUAUGUUCAAAACCAUGCGGAGAAGGGAAACAGAUCAGGAAUAGAACUUGUACAAAUCCUGCUCCUGAUCAUGGUGGAAAGCAAUGUCCGGGACCCAUAUUACAAUCACAAAUCUGCAACAGCAAGCCUUGUCCAGUGAAUGGAGAAUGGUCUACAUUUGGGAUUUGGUCGAGAUGUUCGAAGACUUGUGGUGGAGGAAAUCAGACAAGAUCCAGGAACUGCUCCAAUCCUACCCCGGCCUUCGGAGGAAAAGACUGUACUGGAGAUUCUAUUCAAAUUCAAGAUUGCAACACCAAUCCUUGUCCAUUAAAUGGAGGCUGGAGUGGAUUUGAAAGUUGGUCUGCAUGCUCAAAAGAAUGUGGUGGAGGAGCCCAAAUCAGAACUAGAAACUGCACAAACCCUAUCCCAGCUUAUGGGGGUGAACACUGUUUUGGAUCCAGUUCAGAAAACCAACCAUGUAAUAGCAACCCGUGCCCAGUUGAUGGGGGCUGGUCGGAGUUUGGAAGUUGGUUCAACUGUUCAGAGUCAUGUGGAGGAGGAUCUCAGAACAGAUCAAGAACUUGUACAAAUCCGAUACCGGCAUAUAAGGGAAGAAACUGCGUCGGAACUGCUACACAAAUCAAAACUUGCAACAACAGACCUUGCUCGAUCGAUGGCGAAUGGGCUGAAUUUGGGAGUUGGUCCAUAUGUUCAAAACCAUGCGGAGAAGGGAAACAGAUCAGGAAUAGAACUUGUACAAAUCCUGCUCCUGAUCAUGGUGGAAAGCAAUGUCCGGGACCCAUAUUGCAAUCACAAAUAUGCAACAGCAAGCCUUGUCAAGUGAAUGGAGAUUGGUCUACAUUUGGGAUUUGGUCGAGAUGUUCGAAGACUUGUGGUGGAGGAAAUCAGACAAGAUCCAGGAACUGCUCCAAUCCUACCCCGGCCUUCGGAGGAAAAGACUGUACUGGAGAUUCUAUUCAAACUCAAGAUUGCAACACCAAUCCUUGUCCAUUAAAUGGAGGCUGGAGUGGAUUUGAAAGUUGGUCUGCAUGCUCAAAAGAAUGUGGUGGAGGAGCCAAAAUCAGAACUAGAAACUGCGCAAACCCUAUCCCAGCUUAUGGAGGCAUAAAAUGUCCUGGAACUGGCUCAGAAAGUCAGGUAUGUAAUAACAAUCCAUGUCCCCGAGAUGGAGCCUGGUCUGACUUUGGGAGUUGGUCUAGAUGCUCAAAAACCUGUGGCAGAGGUAUACAGAUCGGAAGAAGGUCAUGUUCAAACCCUUCACCAGCUAGUGGAGGAACAUAUUGUGUCGGAAGUGCUACGAAUACACAAGCCUGUAAUGUGCAAGCUUGCCCAAGAAAUGGAGGUUGGGGUGGAUUCGGGAGUUGGUCUAAAUGCUCAAAGGUUUGUGGCAGAGGAAUACAGACGAGAAGAAGGUCCUGUUCGAAUCCUUAUCCCGGUUAUGGUGGGAGAUAUUGUGUUGGAAGUUAUAAAUACACACAGCUCUGCAAUACGCAGCCUUGUCCAAGAAACGGAGGGUGGAGUGGAUUUGGUAGUUGGUCCAAAUGUACAAAGACAUGUGGUGGGGGGACCCAGACCAAAAUCAGAAGCUGCAAUAAUCCUAGCCCGGCUUAUGGGGGAAAAGGCUGCAUUGGAGCUUCGUCUCAAAAUGAACGCUGCAACACGAAUCCUUGCAAAUCGUCGGGAUCGUCUUAUCUCGAUGCAAUAAGACAGUCUGGUCAGCGUGUUCCCUCAGAGCGUCAGUGGGGGAGUUAUGGGUCUUGGUCGGGGUGUACACGGCAGUGUGGGAGUGGGACACAGUCUCGGAGGAGGGCGUGUCUGAACCCCUCCAGGAGAUGUGAAGGAUCGGGGUAUCAGUUUAGAAUAUGCAACACUCAUCUCUGUACAGUUAAGAAGCCAGUCUCUAACUCCUGGUCUGAUCACCUGAACUCAAUAAAAGGACGCAAGCCUUCAGGCUAUCAACCAGGCUAUAAACCUCCAGCAAAAUCCAAGUUUUCAUUCGGGGAACAAGAGUAAUUUGGCAGUUCUAAUAAUUAUAACAUCGACCCUAGUUAUUGAACCGUAAACCAAGCAGACCCUGUAGAUUUCUGAA